Molecule: messenger RNA, 1737 nt
Organism: Trichobilharzia szidati
Lineage: Eukaryota; Metazoa; Platyhelminthes; Trematoda; Strigeidida; Schistosomatidae
Source: the annotation of a GenBank genome assembly
AUGAAGCAAGAAAGUUAUCCACUGACAUCCGACGAAUCAUCUGGUCAACCGAAUGCAAAUCAAGGAGACAAUAGAGAAGGUCUAGAUCAUUCAACAAUAGGCGAAUUCAAAUAUGCUCUUCCUCAUGAAUAUUCUCAUAAUUUUGCAUUGUCGACAACUACUGUACAUGAUGUGUCUACUACUAUGGAAGUAUCUCAAAACGAAAAACCGUUAUCUGCAUUGGCGUCAACUUUUCUACCGAAGAAAUCUAUCAAAAACUCCACAGCUAUUGAACAGGAUUGUGUGGAAGAUCAACAACUGAACAAUAAACUUUUAGAUCCAAAUCGCAUGUUAAUAGAAAAGCUGUUGACACUUCUAAAAUUACCAUGUUCACAACCUCUCGUACCUCCUGAACCGUCAUAUGUGAAUAUGUCAAAUUCUGUACAAAAUGGUGAUACAGACCAAUCGUUGACUGAGACUACUGACAUUUCAACUAUGUCUGAUCAAGUGGUCAUCAAAUUUGAUGAGACACCUUUACGAAAUCAAUCCACUGAUGAAUUGAAACGACCUUAUAGUGCAGAAUGUAUUAAAAAAUCAUCAAUUCCUAAUUACAAUAAUGAUGAUAUUAUGCUUCUAUGCAAUGAAAAAGUAAAUACUAAGUCUAAGAAACGUAGAAAAACGCUACAACACCAGCAGCAGCAACAACAACAACAAUCGUCAAUAUUUCAGUCGAAUGAGAAUAACAGUAUUUCCCUCACUGAUACAGAUGAUGUGUACAUUUCAGUUAAAUCUGAACCAGAUUCUGAGCUAUCAGAAGCCAAUUGUUCAUUCGCUACACCAGCUCAUCCGUCAGCUUGUUCUUCUGGUAAGAAGAAAAAUCAACCGAAAAAAUUUCGAGACUUCCGUAUUCCGUUGACAUCCGAUGAGUCAUCUGGUCAAAUGAAUACAAAUCAAGAAGAUAAUAGAGGAUGUUCAUAUCAUUCAACAACAGGCGAAUUCAAAUAUGCUCUUCCUCAUGAAUAUUCUCAUAAUUUUGCAUUGUCGACAACUACUGUACAUGAUGUGUCUACUACUAUGGAAGUAUCUAAAAACGAAAAACCGUUAUCUGCAUUGGCGUCAACUUUUCUACCGAAGAAUUCUAUCAAAAACUCCACAGCUAUUGAACAGGAUUGUAAAGAAGAUCAACAAAUGAACAAUAAACUUUUAGAUCCAAAUCGCAUGUUAAUAGAAAAGCUGUUGACACUUCUAAAAUUACCAUGUUCACAACCUCUCGUACCUCCUGAACCGUCAUAUGUGAAUAUGUCAAAUUCUGUACAAAAUGGUGAUACAGACCAAUCGUUGACUGAGACUACUGACAUUUCAACUAUGUCUGAUCAAGUGGUCAUCAAAUUUGAUGAUGCAGAAUGUAUUAAAAAAUCAUCAAUUCCUAAUUACAAUAAUGAUGAUAUUAUGCUUCUAUGCAAUGAAAAAGUAAAUACUAAGUCUAAGAAACGUAGAAAAACGCUACAACACCAGCAGCAGCAACAACAACAACAACAAUCGUCAAUAUUUCAGUCGAAUGAGAAUAACAGUAUUUCCCUCACUGAUACAGAUGAUGUGUACAUUUCAGUUAAAUCUGAACCAGAUUCUGAACUAUCAGAAGCCAAUUGUUCAUUCGCUACACCAGCUCAUCCUUCAGCUUGUUCUUCUGGUAAGAAAAAAAAUCAACCGAAAAAAUUUCGAGACUUCUGUGUUAAACGUCGUAAACAUCAGCAUUGA